AUGCUUGGAAUUUGGAUACUUGCACUAUUUCUGCUCAGCACAGCAGAAGGCAAAGAAGUUUGUUUUGAAAGGCUUGGAUGUUUCUCAGAUGAUAAACCAUGGUCUGGGACUUCGGAAAGACCAAUCAGUAAAUUACCCUGGGAUCCAGAAGACAUAAAUACUCAAUUCCUCCUGUACACAAGACAAAAUCCUGCUAGCUAUCAAGAGAUCUCUGCAGUUGAUGCCGCAACAAUUGGGUACUCAAAUUUUAACACAAGUAGGAUAACCAGAUUUCUCAUACAUGGAUUUAUAAGUAGUGGAGAAGGAAGCUGGUCGGCAGACUUGUGCGAGAGGAUGUUUGAGGUGGAAGAUGUGAACUGCAUCUCUGUAAACUGGGAGAAUGGCGCAACCUGUCUGUACACCCAGGCAUCAAACAACAUCCGUGUUGUGGGCGCUGAAAUAGCUUAUUUUGUAAAUGUUCUUCAGUAUGGUGGGUCUAGGAGAACAAUAUGGAUACUCUCCAGCAGCCUUGGAGCACAUGCAGCAGGAGAGGCUGGCAAGAGGAAGGCAGGGAUUGGAAGAAUAACUGGGCUGGACCCUGCUCAACCUUAUUUUCAAGACACUCCAAUUGAAGUCAGACUGGACGCAUCUGAUGCGGAGUUUGUUGAUGUUAUCCACACAGAUAUAGCCCCCACAAUCCCCUAUUUAGGUUUUGGAAUAAGCACAGCUAUAGGACAUCUUGACUUUUAUCCAAACGGAGGAGAGGAAAUGCCAGGGUGUGAUAAGAACGCCAUUUCAGAGAUCGUAGAUAUUGAUGGCAUCUGGGAAGGAACUACGAACUUUGUGGCUUGCAACCACUUGCGGAGUUACAAGUAUUACGCUGACAGUAUUAUCUACCCUGAUGGAUUUCUAGGCUAUGCUUGUGAUUCAUAUGAUGUUUUUGAAACAGAAAGCUGUUUCCCAUGCCCAGAAGAGGGAUGCCCAAAUAUGGGUCACUUCGCAGAUAAAUUCAAAAGCCAAAUCAAAAACGAUACUCUGAAACUUUACCUGAAUACCGCCGAGUCCAAGGAUUUUCCUCUUUGGAGGUACAAAGUAACUGUGACGCUCUCUGGAAAGAAGAAAGUUAGAGGAUACGUAAAUAUUGCCCUGUAUGGAAGUGGUGGGAACACAAGGCAACAUCAGAUCUUCCAGGGAACCCUCCAACCGGACAACACUUACACAAGCCUCAUUGAUGCAGAAAUUAACGUUGGAACACUUACAAAGGUUAAAUUUCUCUGGAACAACAACUGGUUAAAUCCAACUCUUCCUAAACUAGGAGCUGCAACUGUCACAGUACAAUCUGGAGAAACUGGAGAAGAAUUCCUCUUCUGUGGUUCCGAGACGGUGAGGGAGGAGGUUCUGCAAACUCUUACUGCUUGCUAA
Tauraco erythrolophus (red-crested turaco) is the source of this 1401-nucleotide messenger RNA. The record is from RefSeq and is a predicted model, not a curated record. Lineage: Eukaryota; Metazoa; Chordata; Aves; Musophagiformes; Musophagidae.